Ilyonectria robusta is the source of this 960-nucleotide messenger RNA. RefSeq lists its product as uncharacterized. The record is from RefSeq and is a predicted model, not a curated record. Bases 1 to 960 code for a protein of 319 amino acids. Lineage: Eukaryota; Fungi; Ascomycota; Sordariomycetes; Hypocreales; Nectriaceae. The transcript has 3 exons.
AUGUCCGUCGUUGCUAUCAUCGGAGCCACCGGCAAACAAGGGGGGUCUGUCAUCAGACAGCUGCUGAAGACUUCGAAGUGGAAGGUCAGAGGCGUUACUCGCAACUUGGAUGGAGAGACGGCGCAGAGUCUUUCCCGCGAGGGAGUGGAAAUGGUGUAUGGCGAUGUGAAUGAUGAGUCAAGCUUGCUUCGGGCCUUUGAAGGAGCCACGGCAAUCUUUGCGGUGACAACCUUUUGGGAAUUUAUCCACACACUUGGUGUCGAGGGAGCUGGCGAAGCAGAGGUCUCGCAGUUUAUCAAUCUCGCAAAAGCAGCUGCUGCCACUCCCACAUUGCGUCACUACGUUCUAAGCACAUUGCCCUCCGCGAGUCGAAUUUCUGCAGGACAGUACCCCGUUCCGCACUUCGACUUUAAGCAGAAAGGGGUUGAUUGGAUAGUCGCAAACACUCCUGACCUCUGGGCGAAGACGACUGAGUUUUGGGCGGGAGCAUACGCCUCGAAUCUGGCAGAACUUCCAUUGCUAAAAUUUAUUGAAAUCCCUGGGUCCGGACAUUACGUUUUGAUGGCACCUUCUUCGCCGUCGGGUCUUUUCGUUUUAGCUGGCGAUAUGGAAACAAACUGCGGGAUUGUUAUCGAAGGAAUCUUAAACGCCAGUUCCAGGACUUUUGGUAAGAUUGUUAUUUGUGUUACUGACUAUAUCCCGCUCCACGACAUCGCGACAGAGUUUUCAAGGGUCACGGGGAAACCAGCCACGUACCUUGAAGUAUCUGAUAAUAACUUUGCAGCAAUCUGGGGUCCUUUUGGCACAGAGCUGGCUUCUCAGCUUCGCUGGGGAGAACAGUACUCGGAUUGGGAGAGCUUUGGUGAAGGUCGAGUCAUUAGUAUGGAAGAGCUCAAUUUGAGUGAUAAGCUAGUGUCUUUUGGACAGGCCUUGGAGAAAUUAAAGGACAGAUUGAUCUAG